Messenger RNA from Hyaloscypha bicolor E, 462 nucleotides. RefSeq lists its product as uncharacterized. The coding region runs from base 1 to 462 and encodes 153 amino acids. NCBI's taxonomy places the organism in Eukaryota, Fungi, Ascomycota, Leotiomycetes, Helotiales, Hyaloscyphaceae. The record is from RefSeq and is a predicted model, not a curated record. The transcript has 2 exons.
AUGAUCGCCAGCCGCCCGGACGCCGAUAAGCAGGAUAACGGAGAAUUCUUCUGGUGGGAUGCUGCUAUGCUGGUUGAGAACGUGAGACGGAGUCAGGAGUCGGGACCUCAGGUCAGCGCAUCCCCUGGGCCCUGUCAGCCCAGACGGGAGCGCAGUGCAUCUCCCGUCCGCCCUAUUGGGCCAGCACUUGCCGAUCUCCACCGCGCUAGACCAGGAAAGGCCCAGACGGCCCAGGACCCCCAGCCUCCCAAGCCGCGUGGGACAGCUGGCGGCCCGCGGGAUGCAAGGGUCAGCUUCGGACAGCUUCGGAUUGUCAGGUACCAGCCGUUUUGCAUCCAAUCGCCACACGGCAGGGCACGUGCAAGUGGGUCCUCCUUCCCACCCUCCGAACCCCCCGAAAUCUCUUCCCCUGGCCUCGCUGCCAUAUCCGGAAUGGCUCCUCCUGUUCGUCUACCAGAGUAA